UACAAAUCUAGAUUAGUUUUAUGUUUUAUUAUAUGGUUAAAUAAAACUCAUCUACAACGUGUGACACAUUGGAAACAAUAAUAUUGAAAUGCGCGGGUGUUUAAAAUGCUUCCCACCUGAUUAUCUGGAGAGAUAAUUCUGCCCUUCCCAACACGCUCGUUGUAUAUUUAUUUACAUUCGUCUAUGAAAGGAGGCACGCAUUAUCGUGUGCACUGAAACAGGAAGUUGAUUUUCAUUUUCAAAGCUUUCUUAUUUUUAACCUCACGUAACGUCUUGCUGCCAUUUUCAGCGGGUUUAUAUUUUAAAUAGCGCCGAAAGGAGCAUCGUUUUUGUGUUUAUUGAGUUUCUGUUUUUUUUCUCGAGCCAACUUGGAUUGAGUGGACUAUCACUUUAAAAUACGUAUGAAGCAUAUGUAAUACCAAUUUUUACGUUUUAAACUUUUAUUGAAAAGAACACCGAUGACCUCCGUUUACGAAGACAGCGACCCCAAUAAUUUAGGGCUCUCAGGGGAUAUCGGUCAAGUAAACCAAGAUGAGUUGGAUUUUUCUUAUUUGUUUGAGUAUGCAACAUGCGGCGAUUUCCCCGGAGAAGACAAAGAUGAGUCAAACCUCCCUUCUCAAAAAGUCCUCAGCCCACCGUCCGGGUUGGGCUACCCCCAUGAGGAUCACCAGUCCUGCAGCCGGUCCCCGUACAGGGAUCCCGUCCCAGAUGGCCUGCCGGGGUACGAGCAUCCGGACGCCUCCAGGGCCGGGGGCCCCGCCCUGAGCCCCCGGAUUGAGAUCACCCCGUCCCAUGAGCUGUACCACCACGGAAGGGACACCCCGCAGGCCCAGCCCGUCAACAUCGGCGUCUGGCCCUCUCUGACGGUCCCGGGACUGGAGGGCGUGGCCUACCGAGAGGCCCAGUGCCUGAGCCCCGCCAGCAGCAACUCCUCCACCAGCUGGCAUUCGGAGAGCUACUCCCCCUGGGCGUCGCCCUGCGUGUCGCCCAGCGGGGGGGGCACCGCCGCCGACCUCUGCCCGCGCUUCCAGAAUAUCCACACCUGCUCUCCCCAUACCUCCCCCGGCACCUCCCCCCGCACCAGCGUCACCGAGGAGACCUACCUGGGGGCGCGGUCGCCCUCCCCCCGCCCGGGGUCCCGCUCCACCUCGCCGCAGGGGAAGAGGACCUACGACAUGUACCAGAACCCCUCCCUGGCCCCCCGCGUCCGCUCCCGGAGCCCGUCCCCCCACGGCGGCCGCGACGACCAGCACCGCCCCCCCGCCCCCGCGCAGUACGGCCCCCCCGCCGGCCUGGCCGAGGCGGUCAACGGCCUCGGCGCCGGGCUGGGCGGGUCGGUCCCCACCAAGAUCGUCAAGUCCAACCUGGACUACCAGGCCUAUGGCGAGAGCCAGCCGGACAGCUUCCUGUUCUCCUGCGAGCAGGACGUGAAGGGCAAGACUGAGUCCUUCUAUGUCAUUCCACAAAUCUGGCCCAAUCAGCUGGUCCCCAGCCUCUGCAGCAUUCCGGUGGCUUCCUUGCCCUCCCUGGAGUGGCCCGUCCCCAGCCAGAACGACCAGUACGAGCUCCGCAUAGAGGUCCAGCCCAAACCCCACCACCGCGCCCACUAUGAGACGGAGGGCAGCCGGGGAGCGGUCAAGUCCCCCAGCGGGGGCCAUCCGGUGGUCCAGCUGCAUGGGUACCAGGGCAAAGAGACUCUGGGCCUGCAGAUCUUCAUCGGCACGGCCGACGAGAGGAUCCUCAAGCCCCACGCCUUCUACCAGGUCCACCGAAUCACCGGCAAGACCGUAACCACCACCAGCUAUGAGAAGAUAGUCCACAGCACCAAGAUCUUGGAGCUCCCUCUGGAGCCGAAGAACAAUAUGAGGGCAGUAAUUGACUGUGCGGGGAUUCUGAAACUGAGGAACGCGGACAUCGAGCUGAGGAAAGGGGAGACGGACAUCGGGCGAAAGAACACGCGGGUCCGUCUGGUGUUCCGGGUGCACAUACCCCAGCCUGGGGGCCAGUACCUGUCUCUCCAAGUGGCUUCCCAUCCCAUCGAGUGCUCUCAGAGAUCGGCCCAUGAGCUCCCCAUGGUGGAGAAGCAGGACAUGGACCGCUGCUCGGUUCUGGGGGGACAGCAGAUGAUCCUGACUGGGCAGAACUUCACUUCCGAGUCCAAGGUGGUCUUCAGCGAGAAAACGCACGACGGACAGCAGAUCUGGGAUGUGGAGGCCUCUGUGGACAAAGACAAGAGCCAGGCUAACAUGCUGUUCGUGGAGGUCCCGCGGUACCGAGACCCGUCCAUUUGCCGACCCGCCAAGGUGAACUUCUACGUGAUCAACGGGAAGAGGAAACGCAGCCAGCCCCAGCAUUUCACCUACACUCCACUGCCAGUGACGUCCAUUAAAACAGAGCGAGUUGAUGACUACCAGUCCAGCCAGAUGGGCUAUGCAGUGUCUCAGGUCCUGGGGGCAUCUCCCCAGUCUUAUUACCACAAUCUCCAUGGCCUGGUCAACCAGAACAGCGGCCUGCUGGGCAGCAUGGGGCCUGCCUGUGAGCUCUCCGGCCCGGACUCCCGCUACCAGCCGCAGAACCCUGCCAUCAUCUACCCCUGGGGGGCCAAGACCCUGGGGGGCAGCCCCCUGCUGUUCCAGCAGCUCGGGGGCGGGACUCCUGAAGGGCACCAGGCGGCGCUGGUCCACCCCGCCUCCCAGGCUGAGCCACGCCUUGCGGGCACCACGCAGCUUUCCGUGUCUCCCCGCCAGCACUCCUCCUCCUCCUCCACCGCCCUACACGUCUCUCCCACCAAUCACCUGCUCCAAGGAGCUGCGUCGUUGCCCGGGCAACAGCCCCUCCCGUACUGCGACGACGGCUUCCCCAGCGCCCGCUCUGCGGCCCACCCUCUGGCAGCCUACCAUGGAGUCAUCCACCCUCAGCCCCACCCCGUGCCCAAGGUGCCCAGGCCCCCGCCAGGGCAGGCAGACCCCCAGCGGGGCCCCUCAGCCAGGGUCACCAUUAAGCAAGAGAACCUGGACCAGGUCUACCUGGAUGAUGCUAAUAAGAACCGUUUGUUCUGCAGUUAACGAGAUCAUAAGGAACGACCUGACUGUCCACGGCAGGGGUCAGACGUAGACGCCUCCCGGCGCUCCUCCGAGACAUCGCCCUGGAAUCCCACCGGCCCUGCUCCCUCCCCCCUCCGUCCCUCUCCAAUUGCCGCUGCCCUCCGAUUCGUCCGAUUCGUACAGCUCACCUGCCGAAUGUCCAGCCUACUCACGCCCGUUUUCACAGAGCACACCCGGCGCUACGUCUCACAGACACUUGAGUAAACAAGAAUGUGCCUUACUUUGGCUGCUGAGAAAGCCACAUUGGUCACAGAUAGGAAAAGCUAAAUGACAUCUUCUUACAGCUAUUUCACAGUAUCUGUAAAUAUGCUCGCUUAUUACUAAAGAUGGGUAAGGUUUCAUGAUGGCUUCAUGACUGUUUAACAAAUUGCAGUCAGGAACCUUUUGCCAGAGAAUAGCUAACUGUACAAUGCCUUCUUCAACUAACAUUGAAAAAAAUAGUGGGUGAAAGAAUUCUUUACCCACCUCUGUGUAAAAAAUGUUGUUGCACCUGUUAGAAACCUGUUAGAUUCAUGUUAAAUGAAGGAAUCUAUUUUUUAUUUUUUCUUAUCUGUCAUUUUAGUUCCUUGAUAUUUUGAAGCAUUUUACCAAAGAAACAAUAUAUCUUUGAAGAAGCAUAUUUUUUCUUGUCCAGUCCAGGUCUUUGAAAAUAAGCAUUGAGUAGUGUUUGUUUUAGUGUGUAGUCUUAAUUUGUUUCUUGCUUUUUUUUUAAGUAUAUGUCCGUGUUUAUAUGAGCGCUUGACAAUAACGUAGAAGCUCUUGCUGCACGUGAGCUUUUUAAAAAUAAUCAUUGAUAACUUGACACUGAAGGAGUAUCACACAGCACAAAGUUCGCAGCAUAUCUGAAAUGCCAAAGAUAAGUUCUGUAGAAAGCCAUUUACACUGUAUUUGCACAGCGGUUUUCUUGUUUUGUGAUUGCUUUGCAGUUAUUUUGAUACAUUUAUUUUUGCAAAUACUUGACAAAGAAUAAUCUCCAGUGCACCUAGACAGCAGGAAUCAGGGCCCCUGCAGACCAGCCGGAAUCAGGUCUCACUCCACUGUUCUGCUAAUGGCCGUGUUGUAAUAUCCUUCAUUUAUUUGGAAAACUUUAAAGCAGUGUUACGUCUGCCUCGGGCCAGGAGACAUCGCAGGCUCCUUUCAAUCCACAGCCUGAAAACGUAGCAGCAUAACACCUUAAUUUUGGAUUUCGUUUUUUAACGAGCCUCAGGUCCGUGCGAAAGCAACACAUUUCGAGACACGGAAGUAACAGGGUAACACCAGAUUCCCUUGCACAUCGUUACUCCGGGAUUCUGGCAUGGCCUUGGGGGCUACCUUAUUACCUUCCACUGCGGAUUGAGUAUAAAUAUUUGUUUUUAUGUGUGUGCCCUGCGAGGAUUAAAGUGCCUUACAUUUAACCAAACUGUUAAAGUAAAUUUUGCAUGAUGAUGACCCCAUAAUUCCUGAAGUAUUUAUUCCUAAAUAGUGGUGCAUAUGGAAUUUGUGCAUAAGUUGUCCUAUACGUAUUUGUUUUGGAUUCUAAUACUUUUCUGUGCUCUAUUGAUCUUGCCUGGUAGAAUUGAGCCUGCCAAUAUUACCAGAAGGCGGGGUUUGCAUUUAGAGAGUAUUUCAUUGGUUCCAAUACACCAAACAAGAUCAGUAAAGCGUAAUAAAGUAUUUGAAUCCAAAACAAAUACAUAUUUGACCCAGGUCUGGCAUGGGGCCUUUCAACAGAUUCAUCACAACCAAAGCAUCGGUUACAUGUCCUGAUUAUUUUCCACAGCUCUCUGCUACAAGGACCGACUUUGCACCGUGUGAAUGCUCUCCUGACUCGUACUUUAGGAAACCGUCUUUUCCAUACGUAUGUAAAUGUUUGACUUUGCGGGUUUUCCGGCUAUUGUAAUGAAAAGGCGCAGUGCAGAAACACCGGCAAACUGUGUGUGUCAUGCUUUCCAUUCGCUUCGAAACGAUUACAAUUAGCAGAAGUCAAGGGGUAGAGAUCAUGCAGUGGACAGGCCUGGACCUCUGUAAAAACAUAAAAAUGGAAACAUGAUGGUGAUAAUACUAAUAAAUAGAAUGACUGUGGAGUAGCACAUUUAAAAAGAAUUAUUGGACUAUAUUUUAUAAAACUGGUUACAUUUUAUAUCUGUAAAAUGUAAUGUUAUUCAGCAAUACCUAAAAGACAUCUCUACUGUAGUGUGACUGAUGUUAAUAAUUGGUAUGUGUAAUACAAUGAUUCGAUUUUCAGAGGCGUAUUUGAAUUGUUUGUGGAAGUUAUGCUGAAUUCCUUUGGUUAACCUUAUAUAGUCUCAUUUGUGUAGAAUGUGAUUUAUUAACACAUUUAAAAUUAUAUUUAGAUUUUUUAAAAUCGGCUUAGAGAGGACUUCAGUGCUUUGGUUUAAAUAUAUUUUGGGAGACUGUCACAUUGAUGUAAAUAAUUUGGAAACAGUUAUUUUAUUUGGAAUUAUGUACUUUGAUAGAUUUUAUAUGUUUUUAUUGUUUUGCAUGGAGUGUAGAAACUGCAAACUCUGUUUCCCCUUUGUUUUAAAUUCCCACGUUUUACUCCUGCCUUAAUCAUCAGCAAAGUCUUAUUUUUGUAUUGAGUUCCAUGUGUGUUGCAGUACAAUGUACAGUAUGUCACUGUUAGAAGGCAUUGUCUGUAAUUUUGCCUUGAAGGCUAAUUGCAUAUGCAGUUCAAAAGUAAUUAUGUAUGUUUUGCUGUGUAGUCAUCUCAGUUACCCUUGUGUACAAACUAUGCUUUAACUUUGGAAUUUAUACCCUGAAUGUACUCUUUAGCCAAAUAUACUGUUCUUACGUACUGUAAAUAGACAACGGCUGAACUUUGUAUAAAAAAAAUACAUUUUUGGAAGGGUGUAGGUAGAAGUAAAAAAAAUUUUAGUCAUAAACUGAAUCAGUUGGAUACCCUUCUUUGGAUGCCUUAUUAAUAUAUUAAAUGCGGAUCUACGUAGCUAAUUAAAUAUUGAAAUAUAGUAAUGCAUCACUUAUAAUGCAUUAGACUGGUCAUGUUUUUGUUCCGGUUCAUUAUUGUUUACUUUUUUGCUAUGCAAUCUUGCUAUCUUGUUGCAAUUUUACUUAUUAGAGCAUUUUACCUACAAUUCAACAAUAAAUUUGAAACAUUCUUGUCA
Molecule: messenger RNA, 6226 nt
Organism: Anguilla anguilla (European eel)
Lineage: Eukaryota; Metazoa; Chordata; Actinopteri; Anguilliformes; Anguillidae
Product: nuclear factor of activated T-cells, cytoplasmic 2-like
Exons: 10
Coding region: 459-3065 (868 amino acids)
Biological process (GO): calcineurin-NFAT signaling cascade; regulation of transcription by RNA polymerase II; cytokine production
Cellular component (GO): transcription regulator complex
Molecular function (GO): transcription factor binding; DNA-binding transcription factor activity, RNA polymerase II-specific; RNA polymerase II cis-regulatory region sequence-specific DNA binding
Source: RefSeq, a predicted model, not a curated record